GGGGCUGGCGCCUGCCGCAUGUUUUCCUCCCACCAGCUCAGUCCGCCAGGUAGCUGGCGGGGGGAGUGGGAUGUGGGACCUUACACUCUCACAGAAAAACACAGCAGAGGACACUUACCUGACUCGGGGACAGAGAUAGAGCGAGAUCGCCGUCCAGCUGGAUGAAGGUCACCAUGCAAUCGACGAGUUUACACUGACAUAGGAGAGAGGAAGAGAAGUCACCGACCAGCACCUCUCUCUCUGUCUCACAUACGCACACGGUUCCCAACGGCAUUGGGGAUGAAGAAGUUUUUCGAUGCCCGGAGGGAGGGUGCGGCCGCUGCGGGAGGUGCGGCCGGACAGUCAGGCAGCGCCGGCGGGUGGUCCUCGUUCCAGGGUAAAGUGUACGCGGUGGGCCGCUACCAGGUGACGGUGGAGGAGCUGAUCGCGGAAGGUGGAUUUGCAAUAGUGUUUUUAGUCAAGACUGUCAGUGGUGUAAGGUGUGCUCUGAAACGAAUGUGUGUAAACAGUGAACAUGACCUCCAAGUUUGUAAGCAGGAAAUUGCCAUUAUGAAAGAUCUGUCUGGGCAUAAAAAUAUUGUUAACUACUUGGACUCCAGUGUUACCUCAAUAAAUGCCAGUGAUGUAUGGGAGGUCCUAAUUCUAAUGGAAUACUGCAGAGGUGGUCAAGUAGUCAACUUAAUGAAUCAACGAUUGCAUUCUGGCUUUGCUGAAAUGGAGGUCUUGCAAAUAUUUUGUGAUCUUUGUGAAGCGGUGGCGAGGCUACAUCAGUGCAAACCUCCAAUUAUUCAUAGAGAUCUCAAGGUGGAAAAUCUUCUACUUCAUGAUAGUGGUAGUUAUGUCCUCUGUGAUUUUGGAAGCGCAACAAAUAGAGUUAUACGUCCUCAGAUUGAAGGAGUCAGUGCUGUUGAAGAAGAAAUAAAAAAAUAUACGACACUGUCAUAUAGAGCACCAGAAAUGGUUAACCUUUACAGUGGAAAAUCCAUUACUACUAAAGCUGACAUAUGGGCCCUUGGAUGCUUACUUUACAAACUUUGCUUUUUUACCUUGCCAUUUGGAGAAAGCCAAGUAGCUAUCUGUGAUGCAAAUUUUACGAUUCCAGAUAAUUCUAAGUAUUCCAAUGAAAUGCAUUGUUUAAUUCGAUAUAUACUUGAGGCAGAUCCAGACAAUAGACCUGAUAUUUAUCAGGUUUCUUUCUUCACAUUUAGGAUGUCAAAGAGGAUGUGUCCAGUUAAGAAUGUCAGUAAUGUAUCGAUUCCAGUGAAAAUGCCAAUACCAGUAAAAACUAGUGAAGUUGCUGCUAAAAAGUCUCAACCACGAGCAAGGCUUACUGACCCAGUACCAACGACAGAGACCUCAAUAGCACCUCGCCAAAGGCCAAAAGCUGGCCAACCAACUCCAUCUUCAAGCAUUCUGACGAUUCAACCUGCUGUGACUCCAAGGAAGCGAUCUACUACACAGUUGGCCCCUCAACCCUCAGCCGCGCAGUUGGCCCCUCAAUCCUCAACCGUGCAGUUGGCCCCUCAACCCUCAGCUGCACAGUUGACCCCUCAACCAUCAGGAGUUCCAGCUGCAAACUGUGGACACUUUGCUCAAUUACUUGGCCAACAAACAAACAUUCAGCCAGUACAACCUCAACAACAUCUGCAACUGAAGCCACAGGCACAACUUUUACUUCAACAGCAGUAUUUGUUGCAACAACAUCAAGCAUAUUUCCAGCAACAGCAAAUACUUCAGACUGCACAGCGUUACCAAGUGAUGCAGCGGGCCCAGCAGCAGAUGAUGCAGAACUGUUAUCUUCAGCAGCAGUACACAACAGCCUUGCAGCACCAAGCAACUUUGCAGCAGAUGAUGGCACAAGUGUCUGUUCAACAGAUGGCUUUACAACAACAGCAACAGCAACAGGCUCUGGCACAUAUGCAGCAAAAGCUUCAAGCUCAACAAGUUCAGCCCCAAUCCCAACAGACAGCCAAGCUAUUAUCACUCACUCCACCAUCUUCACCAAAGAUGCAGCGAGCAGGCCACCGGAGAAUCGUCAGUGAUGUCCCAUUCAGUAGUAUGUUUGGAGUCCCUGCCAGUCGUUCCUCUCAACAACUGGCAGCAGCUGCUGCAGAAGCGAAUCUUUAUAAAUCAAAGUCAGCUUCUACAAGUCCUGCAGGAUCGCCCAAAGCCUCCGAGCAGAACAUUUACAAUCCACCAGAUCUCUCCGUUUGGAAUCCUUUCGGAGAUGACAAUUUUUCCAAGUUAACAGUAGAAGACCUUUUAGAUAAAGAGUUUGCUGAGCUUCGAAAUGAUAAAACUGCAGAACUGGAGAAAAUGCCCACUGAAAAUUUACUUCCAGAACUUCAUCCCAGGAUGACUCCGCCCCAAACAGAUUUAUUUGGGGCUUCACCUUUUGUAUCUGGAGCAGGUAACUGUACUGGGGAUAACUCAGUUUCACAUCCCAGCAUCCUUGCACCUGCUUCAGCUGACAGCGCUGACCCUUUUACCCCUACUGUAUCUUCUAAACAGACUGGUGGUCAUUCAAAGAACCGCAGUGGGAGUUCAGAGAACAGUCUUCCUGGUCUAGCUAGGUCUUUUCUGCUUGUGGAUCAGCUUAUUGACCUUUAAUGACCCUGCCAUUAACCUAUCUGCAUAUUAUUUGCCUGCACCCUUGAGUAGAAACCCCAUUCCAAAGAAAGCAUGGUAAAAUCAAAAUACCUCAGUUGAAUGCCACGCCUACCAAGACAUGAUUGUAACAAGAUGCAAUGGAGAUUCUACUAAAACAUAAAUGACUAUUUAUCAAGGCCUUCCUUCACCUUGUACCUGCCUGUGUGCCGUUAAAAUGCAUAUACCAGAAAACUGCUUGGAUAUCCUUCCACCUUUUAAAACCUGCCGAAAUCCUCUUCCUACCUUCCUGUCUUAUGUUGUAAUGAUUUUUUGCAGGAACUUGGCUCAAUAUACCUCAGCAUUUUUGUGCAUUGUAUGGUAAAAGUGUGCAUUGCUCUAAUAUUCUUUAGUUCCGCUAAGUGAUUGAUUAGUUAAUUUGAAACUGCAGUACUGAAUACCUUGUUUGUCUUUGAGUUUAAUUUUGUAACUUGGGAACGAUUUAGUUAACAGUGCCUGGAUUCUACUACCUGAACUUGUAGUGGCAUUGAGGACUGAUACUAACUUGCAUGACACUUACCUACGUACCAAUGUGAAAACAUGCAGCUUAUUUUGCACUGCUUUAAUUACUUUGCCUUUGUUUGCAAUGCAGUAAUAAUGUUCUUCAGUUAAUUGGUCACUUUUGCUGUCAAGUAUUUUGUAAAGAUACUUUUUUUCCCUGCUAACAUUGUUUUAAUUUCAUUACCUGAAUGUUAAUAGCAGAAUUUCAAUUGUUUGUUAUUUAGUUCUUCUUUCCAUUUGUUAUUUUGAAUUUCAACUUGAAUAACCUGUUUUAACUUGAUGUACAGCCAUACAAAUGAAGUUUCAUCUAAUCACAUGGGGCUAAGUAGCAUUGAGUGCAAUACAUCAAUGCUGCAUACAAGUAAUCUUCCAUAACAUGAUUUUAAAAGUUGCUUUUUAUUUGCAGUAAGUUCUUUAUUUUUGACUAGAGAGUAAAACAACCUUUGUUGAUGGUGUAAAAAAUGUUAUACGUUUGUCUAAUUCUAUCUUUCCUAUAUUUUGUUCUAAACCACAUGAGGAUUUUGAGAUUUCAAUAUAGACAGAAUUAAUCCCCAAAAUUUAUUGUACAACUCUUGGGAGUAAAAGAGAAAGUAAUCAUUUCCAUUUAUUCAGUAUAGAAUUUGGCUCUUGAUUUAGUCAGUUAGAUUUCAAAUGAUCAUAUUUUCAACUACUGUUUUUGUAGGAUUAUUAAUCAAAGUAGCUAUAAUGAAUACCAAAAUAGAAGCUUAGUUAUUUGAAUGAUGGCUGUUGUGUAUCUUAAAUAGGUGAUGAGCUUUUACAAAAGGUGACUCAGGUAACUUUGCUAGAUAAAUGUAGAUUAGAUAAAUGAAAUAGCAGUAAAGUUACAACUUCCAGGUUAGCUGUAAAUAUUUCAAAUAGGGGUGAAGAUAAUGAUGGAAUAGUCAUCUUCCUGAUGUCUUAUGUCUGAUAUGAGGACUGUUAUUAGAUGUCUCAAUGUGCAAUGUUGACUAUUUAAUAAAUUGCUUGUUUAACAGGGUUUUUUUAGAAUAUAAAGCUUUGCACUAUUUUUUUCAUUGUGAUUAAAUCUCAGGAUAGAUCCUGCUUCCCUGUUUAUCAAGUAGCUAUUACUGGUGGGUGUGAGCCUGAAGUGUGAUGCAGUAUUUCUGCACUUAUUUUGAAUGUGUUACCACUAGGCUAGUGUUGAAUGACUGCAACAAAUGGAUGACUAAAAUGUGAUUAUUUAAAACAUACAUAUGUUGUAAAUAAAUUUGAAAACAUUUUCACAUUUACAUGAAAUAUUGCUUUCCUGGUUUAUUAAUUUUGUAUAUCUGCACCAUGCUAUUAGUUGACUGCGGAAAUGUUUUAGAGUUUUGUGCUGUGCAAGAACAAGGGACAGUCUGAGUUAUGAUUGUUUCUACUAAGAGUAUAGAUUAAUGACAUUCCAAAUGCAGUCAAAUUUCAGGGACAAUAUCUUUCGUUUUUAAAAUAUAAAAAAGUGUCUCUGGAUAUGGCCAUCAAUCAUACUAGCAUUCAUUGCCAAUCCCUACCUGCACUUCAGAGGUGGUGCUGAGCUGCCACUUUGAACCACUGCAACUUCUGUAAUAAGGGUAAGUGUUAUUAGGGAGACAAUUCCUAGGAUUUUAAUCCAGUGUUGCUGAAUGAAUAGUGAUAUAUUUCCAAGUAAGGAUGGUUUGUGACUUGAAGCAAAUUAGAGGUGAUGUUCUCUCUCUUUUCUUGCUCUCUUUGUCCAUCUGAGUAACAGGAUUGUUGGUUUGAAAAAUACUUUCGAAGAAACAAUUUUGUAGUAUUUCUU
Molecule: messenger RNA, 4921 nt
Organism: Hemiscyllium ocellatum (epaulette shark)
Lineage: Eukaryota; Metazoa; Chordata; Chondrichthyes; Orectolobiformes; Hemiscylliidae
Product: AP2-associated protein kinase 1-like
Exons: 17
Coding region: 280-2610 (776 amino acids)
Biological process (GO): protein phosphorylation
Molecular function (GO): ATP binding; protein kinase activity
Source: RefSeq, a predicted model, not a curated record